Molecule: messenger RNA, 2459 nt
Organism: Apus apus (common swift)
Lineage: Eukaryota; Metazoa; Chordata; Aves; Apodiformes; Apodidae
Exons: 2
Coding region: 1511-2188 (225 amino acids)
Source: RefSeq, a predicted model, not a curated record
AAAAAAAAAAGAGCCUCUACUGGCACUCUUUAACAGACAUCGUGUUCCUGAGAGAAGGACAUUAGCAGUCCUGAAGGUGUUCCAGAGUUUACCACAAUUACUGAUACCACUUUCCCUCUUCCUUUGGAGUUUUUUAGCAUGUAUUACCUGUUGCUAGAGCAAUUGUAUUAAACGUCUCUGGCCUAACUGCAAAAAAACAGUAACAGUAAUAAAGUAACAACACAAGACAGGAGAAAGCUUUGCUGUACAUCUAUCCUUUUAGCUGUUUUGCAGCCUGUAGCCACAGGAAACUAAAAAUGCCAAUGAUGCCUUCUCAGCAAUAUUCUUGACCUUAAAGCCACAGGUUAGAGGCCCUUGUUCAAGGGGAAAGAUGAGGGAAAGGUUGAGUACUGCUUGCAACAGCCUGGCUCUGUUUUAGCAGACUGCAUUUUAUCAGUCUGUUUACUUCGGUACAGAAGAUUCUGUAACAGAAGUUUGUCUAACUAUGAAAGGCAGCUUUUUGCCUCAAGAAAACUUAAGCAGAAGGUAAGCUAGCUUCCUAUUUUGUCACAUUAAGUUAGACUUUUGAAAUUACUUUUCUAAUCUAGAGUAAUACUUAACGUCUAAAGUAGUCCAGAUAACUUUGAUCCAGAACAAUUAGAUACAUAUCUUUCUAACAAUGAAAUCAAAAUCUUUUUCAUUCAGUUUUGAUUUUGAGGAUUAAUAGUAACAAAAAUGCAUUUUCAGUAUUUACUGAAGCAAUGGAUAUCUACUGAUGCUGUGUACGUAUGACUCACCAGUCUCUCAUUCUUACAAAAGGACGUUUCUUUUACCAGAAGGAUACUUCAAUCAAUAUUAUAUAAUGGUACUCAAAAUAGACGGCUGUGUACUGUGCUGUCACUCCUCUAAAAGCAUUGUUGACUGCCUACUUUUCAAAACUGUUGAUGUCAUUUUGAACUAAUAGGGUUACUUUUUGACAAAAAUGCACUCUGUAGCUGCUCAUGCCUUAAUAAAAGUAUGCAAUGUAUUAAAGAUGUUUCUUAAGCAUUUAAUCAAAAGUAAUAAGAAAAAGUAGAAGUAGUAAUAUUUGGAUAACUAGAAAUCACCUCAGUUGUUACAGUUUAAGAGAAAUACUUAAUGACACUGAAGUGUACUUCUGAAAAUACUAUUCUCAAAAUAACAGUAAUGGUUCAGGGAAAAUUACAUCAAUAUUAAUUGUAUGAUUUAAUAACCUGUGACAGGCACACUAACUGAAAGCCAUAAGUCACAUAACUUUAGCAGAUCAUAUGCAGGUCAUCUUCAUGAAUGCAAUGAUUCAGAUCUGUCUUGAUGUUUGACAUUUAAGCCCCAAGCCAGAACCUGAUACGGUUUCAUUUUUCAAAUGUCUUUCCUGCUGUUCUGAUUCAUGUAGUAGUGAUUUCAGACACCCAUGCUCUUUAAAUGGUACCCCGUAAUCCAGAUCAUAGCACAGACAUUUUUCUUUUCUAGUCUACUCAUAUCCUAGUCCUCUGUCAUGCUUAUUUAAAUUCCCAUGCUUUUCUUAUUUUUGAAGUUGCCUUCCCAAGCACUGUCCCCACUUUCCAGACACCUUUCCUCCUCUUGGUCACCUACUGAUCAAAAGAUUCUCCAGACUGCCACUAGUGACUGGUUUUCAAGGACUGUUGGUUCUUCACCUUCAAGCAUGUGCAUCAUACCCCCUCCACCAUUUCCAGACAGUUUUCUUUGCGACUUGGAAGAACUCAAUUCUUUGGCAUUAACAACAUCCCAAUCUGUAGCCAUAUCCCCAGCCACCUCAUCUCAUGACAUAGCAUAUAAGCAUACCAGCAACAAUAACAAAGCAGGAAAAGAAAAAGACCUGAGAUGUAUACUUGACUCUUCAGUUAUCAAAGUGCCUCGAGACUUGUCAGAUACUACAAGAGAACAUGAACAGGUUGGCACUAUCUGUAACAUCCCUUCACCAUAUGAAGGUGGCUCCAUCUCUAGAGUGCUAGCUGAAACUGCUGAAAGCAAAGAGGAAAACUGUGCUGCAGUUCUGUCAGUUAAUACAGAUGAUCAGUCAAAGCCUCAAGAAUCAGACUUCUACAAUGGAGCGCAAGACACAACAGAAGAACUGACAAGACUCUAUAUAGAGGAGGAUCUGGGACAUGACAAUUUAGAAUUCUCAAUAGCAAGUGGAGGUGACUCCAUGGUAUGUUAUGAAUAUGAAUGACUCCAUGAUGUUAUGAUACACUUCACCAAAUAAUGAUAAGGUAUUUUAAUUUCUGAAAAAAAAAAAAAAAGUUUCUGUGCUCAAAUAGCUUACUCAGUAUAAUUAUUCUCUGCCUUUUCUUGUACUUAUAUUUUUGUGUUGUGCAUAGGGACAGUUUUAUACUAUUGCAUUGGAUAAAAAAUUUCAAUGUUAGGGGAUAGUCCCUUCUCAGAAGCAGCUGUAUACACCACUGUAAAUUCAGUGGUGUAUCAGUUCUACUGGUCCUUCCUCU